GGAUAUCGAGCAGACCGCAUCGCUCAUCAUCCCUUUAAAUUUUGGGGCACUUGAGCCUUGUUCUCUGUCUCCCCUACUACCCAAGAAAAUUUGAAGAAGCGAGAUUCAACGGCUUGCGAACAUCUUAUACCUGAGUUUAUGAAUGCGCACCAGGAUCUGCCAGUCUGACCGCCAAUGAAUCCCAUGAGUUGAUGAACCGCUGAGGACCGGCUGUCGCAUGCCACUCUACGUCGCCCUGAGCCAUGGAUCUCGGGGAUUCUCAGGGCGGCUUCGAUGCCGGCUUUGAAGGAAUGCCGCAGAAGAAAAGGGUGCUGCCCGACGAUCUCCCCCGUUCUCUCGACGACAGGCGACAUGUCCCGACCGAGCUGGUGCCCGAGACGGAGAUGUACGACGGAUGGCAGGGACAAUCUCAGUUCUUGACUUCGCCCAUGCUCGCAAAGCCACUGGCGUUUAGCGACCUGGCUCUCGACGACAACUACGGCGAUGACCUGACCAAGGGUGGCCCCGACAGCGAAACGCGCCUGAUGGAAAUGCUUGCCGCCCAGGCCGCCCACGCGGCCAGCGCUGCCUUUGACGACGAGGACACAAUCGCCGCCGACGAGCAGAGAUCCGAGGACGAGAAGAAGGACAUACUGCAGAGGACGUUCAUCAUGGCCGCGAGCAAUGGCAACCUCGAGUCGGUUGCCAAGAUCCUCAAGGGCAGAGCCAGGGAGUACGUCGACGUCAAUGCGCCCGACGACGAGGGCACCCCGGCGCUCAUCUAUGCAAGCUGUUUUGGCCAUGACUCGGUCGUUCAAGCGCUCAUCGACGCCGGUGCCGACGUCAACAAACAGGACCGCAAUCAGUGGAGUGCUCUGAUGUGGGCCAUGACGAACCGGCACAAGGGCAUCGCGAAACUAUUACUAGAUAACGGCGCUUCUACCGAAACUAAGACGUCAACAGGGAGGACAGCCUUCGAUUUUGUAGCCCCUGACAGUGACAUGUCGUUCUACCUUAGCGGCUACGGUAUCGGAAAUGCUGGGACGGCCGACGACUUCUACAACCCUGGGUUCAGCCAGGACAAGUUCGAAGAGGAACUCGCUGAGAACGAGAUGCGGCGGCGCAUGAUGAUGGAGAGUGCGCGCGACCUCGAAGUCGACCUUGGCAACGUGGGUAUGGACGAUCAGCCCGAGUCCCCGGAAGAGCUUGAGGAAGAACAGCAAGAGUUCGAUUGGUCGAGAUGCCUUCACGACCAGAUGUUCGUAUUCCAGGAGAACGAACUGGAGAGGAUACUGGACAUGGUCAUCACAAACAUGACGCCGCAGCGGUCACCGUCUCAGAAACCCGUCCCUGCCAACAUGGUUUUUCUCGGCGCCAGAUACGCCCACUACCAUUCCAGCCCCGAGCUGCUGGCGAAACUGCUCAUCACUGCCAUGGACAAGAUCAACACCGUGGUCGAAAAGCACCAGUGGGACAUGACCAUCCUCGCGUUUUGGAUGUCCAAUGCAACCCUUCUAUUACACUAUCUCAAGAAAGACGCUGGCCUCGUCGAGGCUACUACCGAGUUCCAAGCGCAGCUCGCUGAGUUGAUAAACGAGAUCUUUAUACUCAUAGUCAGGGACGCCGAACGGCGUUUGGACAAGGUCCUGGACGUGGCCAUGCUUGACCACGAGACAAUACCAGGCUUCGAAGACAUCACAUUCCAAAACGAGUGGAAGAUCUUCAAGCGGAAGAAGGAGGUCAAGGAAGAGCCACUGGAGAAACGGCUACGGCCGCCAUCACCCAAGCAACGGGCGAAGCCCUCACCACGCAACGUCACAUCCCUCCUCUCCUCCACGCUCUUCGUCCUCGACCUCUACGACGUCCACUCCGUCAUCACGGCGCAGAUCAUCUCUCAACUCAUUUACUGGCUCGGCGCCGAGCUCUUCAACCGCAUCAUGUCGAACCGCAAAUACCUCGCCCGCACCAAGGCCAUGCAGAUCCGCAUGAACAUUUCGACGCUCGAAGACUGGGCGCGCCAAAACAACCGCCAGCCGGAGCAUUACGAAAAGGGCGAGAUGAAGUCGUCGGGCGAGACCACCGUCGAGGCCGCCCGGCGCCACCUGGCUCCCGUCAUCCAGCUGCUGCAAUGGCUGCAGUGCUCCUCAUCGCUCGGUGCAGACGACCUCGAGGCCCUCGUCGGCACCCUCCAGCAGCUCAGAGCCCUCAGCCCGCAGCAGCUGAUCCACGCCGCGACACAUUAUCGCCCGGAGGUUGGGGAGAAGGGGCUGCCCAAGAGCGCCAUGAAAUACCUGGUUGCGAUUCAGAAGGAGGCCGCGCUGCGGAGGGAAAGGAACCGUGCUGCUGCAGCUGCCGCGGCCGCUACUUCUUCUUCGUCGCCGCCUGCUACGCCGGGGAAACAGACGACCACAAGCGGUGGCGGCGGCGGCGGCAGGUCCAACGGCCACGGCGGUGGUGGUGGUGACACGCCGACGGCGGCGAAACAACAACAACCGCCCGCCGCCAUGGCCGGGGAGGAACAACAACAACAAGACGACGACGACGACGACGACGAGGCGCCGGCGAAUCUGUUGAUGGACCCGGCGCUGAUGCUGCCGUUUACGCUGCCGAGCGUCACGGACAUGCUGGUCAGCUACGGCGCUGGGUUUGGAGGGGUCAAUAGGGAGCGCGAGAGGAAGUAUAUUCCGACCAUACCGGCCGAGUUCUUGGAGAGGAUUGAGGCGGCAGGGGGUGGUGGUGGUAGUGGGGUUGGGGGUACCGGGGCCCGAGGUGGGGUGGGGAGGAGGUUGUUUGCGGAGGGAAACUGGGAGGAUGAAGAGGCGGUUUAG
Molecule: messenger RNA, 2807 nt
Organism: Parathielavia appendiculata
Lineage: Eukaryota; Fungi; Ascomycota; Sordariomycetes; Sordariales; Chaetomiaceae
Exons: 4
Coding region: 243-2807 (854 amino acids)
Molecular function (GO): GTPase binding
Source: RefSeq, a predicted model, not a curated record